GGCGCCCUGCCUGGGCGGGCUAUUUCUCAGUGCGGCGGUGGUGGCUCGGGGACCCGGGCCUUUUGUUUGGAGCAGCUGCGGGAGGGGGGGCCCUGGAGCGGCGAGGCCGGUGGCCUUCCCCAGCUCCCUCGGUCCGGCCGCCCCUCGCAGGGGUGGGGGGCCGCCCCCGAGGCUGGGCCUCACCUCGGGCCCGCUGCCCCGCCCUCGGCCCGCCCCGCCUGCCCGGCCUACGGGGAGGAACCCGCCAGGCCUCGGAGCUGCCCGGCCACCUCCGGAGUCGCCACCACUACCCUCGGAGCACUGAACCCGAGGCAGCCCCUCUUCCGUCAGGCCGUCGCCAUGAAGAUCAAGGAUGCCAAGAAACCUUCUUUCCCAUGGUUUGGCAUGGACAUUGGGGGAACUCUAGUAAAGCUUUCAUAUUUUGAACCUAUUGAUAUCACAGCAGAGGAAGAACAAGAAGAAGUGGAGAGCUUGAAAAGUAUCCGGAAAUAUUUGACUUCUAAUGUAGCAUAUGGAUCCACUGGUAUUCGGGACGUACACCUUGAACUGAAGGAUUUAACACUUUUUGGCCGAAGAGGAAACCUGCACUUCAUCAGGUUUCCAACCCAGGACCUGCCUACUUUUAUCCAAAUGGGAAGAGAUAAAAACUUCUCAACGUUACACACGGUGCUAUGUGCUACAGGAGGUGGUGCUUACAAGUUUGAGAAAGAUUUUCGUACAAUUGGAAACCUCCACCUGCACAAACUGGAUGAACUUGACUGCCUUGUAAAGGGCUUGCUGUAUAUAGAUUCUGUCAGUUUCAAUGGACAAGCAGAGUGCUAUUAUUUCGCUAAUGCCUCAGAACCUGAGCGAUGCCAAAAGAUGCCUUUUAACCUGGAUGACCCCUACCCACUGCUGGUAGUGAACAUUGGCUCGGGAGUCAGCAUUUUAGCAGUCCAUUCCAAAGACAACUAUAAACGAGUCACUGGGACAAGCCUUGGAGGGGGUACUUUUCUGGGCUUAUGCAGUUUAUUGACUGGCUGUGAAAGUUUUGAAGAGGCUCUUGAAAUGGCAUCCAAAGGUGACAGCACCCACGCUGACAAGUUGGUCCGUGAUAUUUAUGGAGGAGAUUAUGAAAGAUUUGGUCUGCCAGGUUGGGCUGUAGCAUCUAGUUUUGGGAAUAUGAUUUAUAAGGAGAAGCGAGAAUCUGUUAGUAAAGAAGAUCUAGCAAGAGCUACUUUAGUAACUAUCACCAAUAACAUUGGUUCUGUGGCACGAAUGUGUGCUGUUAAUGAGAAAAUAAACAGAGUUGUCUUUGUUGGAAACUUUUUACGUGUCAAUACUCUCUCAAUGAAACUUUUGGCAUAUGCACUGGAUUAUUGGUCAAAAGGUCAACUGAAAGCAUUGUUUCUAGAACAUGAGGGAUACUUUGGAGCAGUUGGUGCACUUCUUGGGCUGCCAAAUUUCAGCUAAAGCAUCAAGUUUCUCUCUGCUAAUAAAUGUCAUCCAAGAGGAACUGAAAACCAGAGGCGUUAUUACUGCAUUGUUUGUCACUGGGAACCAAAGGAUAAAAGAGUAGCACUAUUCCUGUUGAUUUUUAAAUGUCAAAAUGGAAAGCCGCUAAAUGUUGCCGUAUUAAAAGACAGAACUCGGUAACAGGUGAAGUAUUUCUAAUUGAAGGGCUUUCCCUUCUGUAUAUAUUCAGUGUUCAAUGCAAUACAGCCUCUGAUAAUUGAGCUUUCUCUCAAAAAGAUUUUCUAUUUAUUUUAUGCAGCCAACAUUACAGUACUGUAUGCUCAAACACAAAUCUUAAAAAUCUCAGAAAUGUUCAGCUCAUGAAAAUAAUUGAUUCCGAAUAUUUGUUACAAGUCUGUUCUAUGUGUGUUUUGGUUACUAGUAAUCAGACAGUAACAUUCCCUGUAUCAAAGUUAAGUGAAAUGGCAAUCAAAGAUGAUCAUUUUUAUGUGAUUUUAGAAAUGUUAAGGCAAUAUUAAUUUUCACUAUUGUAGUUUUCCUAACAUAUCCCUCCCCUCCAAAAAAGUACGUUUAUGUGAUCUUUUCCCAGAAGUACCUUUUUCAAAUGCCAUAAUUUAAUUGAAAUACUGUUAACUAUUAGCCUGAAUUUUAAGUGAAUCCUAGAAAAUGCACAUAUUUGGUGACAUUGCAUUUUCUGUAUUUUAUUAGUUAAUCAAUACAUUUAAAAAUGUUUAAUAUUUUUUAACUGGAGACUUAAUUACUUAUUUGAAAGCCCAUUCGAUGCAGUCCCAGGACUAUUCUAAUGGAGUAUGGUUUGCAUGCAUUGGUAGAGUUCCUGCGCUUCCUAUCCCGUACUUCUCUCAGGCCCAGACUCAGUCAGUUCUGUUUAAUUAGUUCUGAACCAUCAAAGCUAAAGAUUUCCUUCUGUUACGAACAGCAACAAAAUCAUGUUUAUUCUAAAAGGAUGUUAACAGAAAUCUGAAAAAUGAGUUGUUUUGAAACUGGGGUUCUGAGUUUCAAUAAUUUGCAGAAUUACAAAAGGAUCAGUGUUUUAUACAUUCUGGUAAUAAUGGGAUUAUAGUUUCAAAAUUUGUAAAUCCUUUUGCCUUGGAAUUUGUUCUUUAUUUUGAAUCAUUUUUUCAAAGUAGAGAGACUUGGGGGAAAUGUUUGCCUCCUGAAAUUACCAGGAAAUCUGGAUGUGCUCCGAAGAGCUUAAAAAUUGUUUACAUUACAGAAAGAAGUAUUACGAUGUGUUUUUACAGAACACACAGUUUUGCUCCGUGGAGAAUAAUUUUCAUUAGACUAUUAAGAGGUGCUUGCUUGAUAAAGACAUUUCUGUAGUUUUCAAAUUUUGUGCUCAAUUACUUAAAAUCCAGUUUGCUUUCCCUAAAGACACUAACGUGAAUAACAGAAGUGAGUGGGUAAGGGGCAAAGUAUGUCAAGGUAAUGUUUAGAAUUUGGAAUAUUUGGAACUUUGAAUUUAUGUCAACCAGUGGUCAUUUUGAAAACCUACAAUGACUAAAAGUUUCUUCGUUUAAUGUUUCCAUUGUAAUGACUAGACAUUUCGGCCAAAGCUAUCUCUCCGGUCUAUUUUAAAAUUCUGUGAUUUGAGCUGUACAAAAAGUGUUUCGUUCUAAAUGACAAUAACUUCAAGUUAUAUUCCUGUGGCAAACUGUAUGUUAGCAGCUAUGGGUUUGGAGCGGUCUUCAAGAAAAGAAAUGGAAUGAUCAAAGUCUAUGUAAGUUAAUUUCAUCAAUACCUCGGUUAAUUUGGAACUGAUUCAGACUUCUUGUCCUUUGUAACUGAAGUUACCUGCUAUAAUGCAUAUAAGGGGAGUACCACCCCACCACUCUUGCUCUUGACUUUUCUCAUGGGUAUCCUAGAAUUACUGGAAUAAUAACAGAAUUAUGAUGGAGGCUGCCAAGAUUUCUAGUUUUUUAUUAUGAUUUCAAAUUCCUUGUAAGUGUACAAUGGUGAAUAGGUUUGAUUCUAGUCCCAGUCAACAUAAUGCCUCCGAGAUCUGCGUUCUUGAAAAGAGCUAACAAAUAAAACGUGAGCCACGUGUAAUUUUUACAUUUUCUAGUAGGCACAUUUAAAAAGUAAAAGGAAAUAGAUGAAAUUCAUUCUCAUAUAUUUCUGUUGAAUACAGUAUAUCCUCUAUGUUAUUUCAACAUGUAAUCAAUAUUAAAAGUUAUUUAGGAGACAUUUUACGUUCUGGUUUUUUUGUACUUAAUCGUCAAAGGCAGUUUGUAGUUUGCAUUUCCAGCGCAUCUCUGUUUAGACUAACCACGCUUCAGUAGCCAUGGUUCUCGGUAGCCACAUUUGGGUAGUGGUUACUGUAUGAAUGCAGUUUUAGAACGAGUACUGUGAUGUAUCCACUAAAAUUUCAUGAAGAUGUGCUUUUAAAGAAUGUUUGAGGGGAAAAUAUGGGAAGCUUGUUUUUCAGAUAAAGAGGGAUAGAUAGGAAGCUCAUUUGGGCAAGUUUAUUUCGCCCAGACAAGUUGUAUUUCUGACCAUUCCAAAAAUACCUUCCAUUGCAUCCUGCCAUCUCACCGUCGUGCGUAUCGUUUUCCAGUGAUACUGAUGGAGUUGCCCAAGACACAUUCUGACUGCCCUCAGUCUCCAAAAUGCACAUUUCCUUCACUGAAGCAAAUUUGAUGAUUCUAGGGACUUACACUUCCCCCCACCUUAUCUAAUUAAACUGUCAGAAGCCAAUCGUCUAGGAGUAAACAGAGGCCCUUUUAAUUCUUCCUUGAGUUUUGUGCAACCAAGAGAAUCUUCUUUAUACCUUUCGGAUUUAAUUUUCAUUCCUAAAAAUUCCGAUAACAUUGCAAAUGCAGGGAGGACUAUCAAUUUGUGUUGGGGCUUGGUAAAGAACAAGGUCUAGAACUUUCCACCACCACUCAAAAUAGACUGCCUUUUAUAACCAGAGACUUGCACAAGUCGUGGCUUUCAGUUCUGCACCCUGACUUCUUCAAAGACAAAGUAUUAGUUGACUCGGUUGCCUGUCGACCUGGGCAGUUACUUGCUCAGCUCCUCUAAACGGGUGGACUCUGAGUUUAGGUAGUCAGUGCCAUUGCCAAUAAUACGUACGUGGCAACUGACAGUCCUUCAAGAGGGUCAGAAUAUUUGCCAAAUAUUAGACUCUCUAAAGAUUCCUGAGUUCUUGCCUCUGUGUGCCACUGUGAUUGCUGUAUAAGUACUGCUUCCUGACGGUUUCAUUUCUGUAAGCAAAAGGAUGCAGCUGAAAGGGAAAAGGUAUUCCCGUAUGUCUAGCGAUAAGUCUUGCCUCUAAAAGCAGUCCAUCACAUCUGGCCUUGACUUCUAAGGUUGCAUUCUUGGGUGGAACACUUAGAAAGGCAAUAGCUUCCAGAUGUCUUUCAUAACCGCUGUUUGUUAUGUUCAAAAUUUUUCAUGUUUUAUCUUUUUUUUUUUCUGGUUGAGCACGUAAUGCUUUUUAAUCUAUUGCAUUUGAGAAUCUAGUUUAAAAACUCUCCUUUAAAGCCAUGUGAAACAGAAUAAUCACCAGGAAAGUGAGUGUGCAUUAUUUUGCAUUUAACUUACUAUUUUGUGGUACGUAUAAACAAAAAAACUAGGAAUAUAUUGCCUUUUUGUAAUACUACUUACUCUUUGACCUAUUGAAGAUGAUUUGCCAUGAAAUGUCAUUGAUGUCCUAUUUUCCCCAGUAAGUUUAUUACAGUGUUUUAUUCUAAUACCGGAGGAAUUCAGCCAACUUUUAUCUAUCAUCAGAUAAUCUCACAAAUAAUGUGCUUUAUACCACCGCCUGUUUUCAAUACUUUAGACAGUAAUUGUCUUAUAUUUUCUACUGAGCCUGGUAAAAAUCAUCAAAGUCCCAAAAAAGUAAUUUUUUUCUUCCGUUAAAGUAUUUUAAUAGCCUGUUAAAAAUUAUGGCAUGAAAAGUCAUCCCAGCUUUGCAGCCUUAUCUAAAUUUUGAGUAAUCUCCACUUCCAGAAAGUUCACAUCUUCUUAAAGCGAUCCCUUUUGCGUUAUCUGUCUUAAGUGGUCAGUGGAUAUGGGAUCAUAAUUUGAUACUGUGUUAGCAACAACACCGGUUACCAGUGUAACUUCUUCGAAGGUUAUGUUCUUUAUUUGUAAAAUGAGGAGAUUUGAUUUGUUACAAUAGGAUCAGUUACCAUCAGGAUCCUGAGAAAGAGUUUUUUUGCUGCAUUCAUGGCAGCAUUUGGAAUGACUAAAACAGCUUGUUCAGAUAACUAGCAUUAUGUUUGGGAAUUUAUUUUAUUUGUAUAUGUUGACAGGUACUAGAUUUUGAAUUCUCACCAAACCAACAGAAUGGUAUUAGUUAUUCUCUCAUAAUGUUGUGUUACUGCCUGUAAGGGCCAGAUAGGUUUACCUUAAAGUAAUCUGAAGGAUUUUAUGUACAAGUAUGUCCAUAAAAGUGUGUGUACUUUAAUCUGUAAAGGUGUCUGGAAUUUUAAUUUUGUUAACUUCAAAAUUAUAUGGGCAUUAUUAUAGCUCUUCCAUUGUACAGAAAAACAUCCCACUAAAUCCAUAGAUAUUUGAAUAUUAGGUAUUUUGGGGGAGGGUUUUAGUGGCCUUUUCUUCAAGCUGUUUAUUUCUAAACAUUGUGAGUGGGGAUAGAUGUGUCAUAAACCCCUCCUGGAAUUAUUUAUUGCUUUUGUCAAAUAAUUUGUAGCGAAAUUUAUAAAACACGAUUUUAAUUACCUACAAGUUAGUUGAAAUCUUUCAUUAUGGAUUAUAGUCGUCUUCUUCAAAUGUAAUGAAGACCUGAAACACUUUUAUCCUUCGGGAUGUCUGAGGAGAAUCAGAUUGGACCUGUGUAUGACAUUCCCAGUGUACUACUGAAAAUCAGUGUAGCAGUGAGCUGACAGUGGGACUUCAGGUGCUGAGUCAGUGCUGAGUGAUGCAUAAGGGGGAAGUCGGGUUUCUUUCCCCCCUUAAGAAAAAGAAAAUCUUUACACUCUGGCUCUUUCUGUAGUCAGAGGUUAUUUUUCUUUUAGAUGUUCAGUCUUUGCCGCAGCUGCCACUAGUUUUGUGUUCAAAAGAACUAAUGAGGAAUGUAUUUUUCAAAGGAGUAAAUGAAGUUAAAAUUCAAGAUUUUGAAUUGUAUAAAUAUGCAAGUAAACUUCAAUUCUAAGCUAGUGCUAUAUAUUUUUUGUUACUAACAUCUUUCCUACACUGCAGUGCUCAACAGUUCCAAUAGCUUUCCAAUGAGACAGAGCUGCUUUUACAGAAUGUGUAAAGUCUACACAAAUAAUGGAGGUAGUCUGAGAUUAUUUUAGCCUUACAUCAUAUCUGAAUCAUAUGGAUAUUAUACUGACACAGUCAGUAGUUGUCGCAGAUAUUAAGCCAUUUUGAAAUUUGCCACUUUUUUCUGAGGUACUCCUUUUAGUUUACAACAUUUAGAAACAGAAGAUAACUUUAUAGACCUGACAUCAGUUUCCUCGUCUCCUUUUCCAAAUGUAACUAUUGGAAUUAGGAUGUGAGUCAUGAUAAGAUAGUUUUAUCAUUUUUUUAAUACAUUGUGUGCUUUCACUUUUUAUUUGAACUACAGUGAAACUUUUGACUUUGUAACUGAAGUUGUCUUAAUUCUUCCAAGUUAUUGACCAAAUCAUACAUAGAUCUUGGUAUGUGUUCAUUUUACUUAUACAAGCCAUUUCAGUUUAAGUUGCCUUAUUCUCUCUAUUGCAUUCUUCUUGUCAAGUCUAAGGUUUGUCAUGUUGGAAUUCUUCUAACACUGCAUCUGCAAUGUAAAAAUGUAUGAUGGAUAUACUACAGAUUUUAUUCAUAAUAAACUAAGUUAUAGCCUAUUAUAACCUAUAAGACAUUUCUUGUAAAUUGUCUAAUUUAUUUUUUCAUUUGUGUACAGUUUCUUCUGUAAAUUUUUAAAAUAUUUGUUGUGACCUGUUCUAGAAACAUUACCACACUCUUCCUUAACGCUUACUUGCAUGAAAGAAAUGGGUUUGGCUGGUUUGUAUGUAAACACAUUGUAUGGCCUUUGAGCCAACUUCAGUACUCUCUGCCUUUUCUGUAGUUGAACUUUCUAGUUUUGUUCAUAUUCUAAAUAAAUGUUAAAAUCAUGCUUUUUAUUUCCUACUUUAUAAAUAAAUUCUCUAAGUUGUUUACUA
Rhinolophus ferrumequinum (greater horseshoe bat) is the source of this 7583-nucleotide messenger RNA. It is a transcript of the gene PANK3, whose product is annotated as pantothenate kinase 3. The coding region runs from base 340 to 1452 and encodes 370 amino acids. The transcript is spliced from 7 exons. The record is from RefSeq and is a predicted model, not a curated record. Gene Ontology annotation, biological process: coenzyme A biosynthetic process. Gene Ontology annotation, molecular function: pantothenate kinase activity; ATP binding. Gene Ontology annotation, cellular component: nucleus; cytosol. NCBI's taxonomy places the organism in Eukaryota, Metazoa, Chordata, Mammalia, Chiroptera, Rhinolophidae.